This is a messenger RNA of Seriola aureovittata, 4901 nucleotides long. RefSeq names its product gem (nuclear organelle) associated protein 4 (gene gemin4). The transcript has 7 exons. The coding region runs from base 234 to 3659 and encodes 1141 amino acids. Gene Ontology annotation, cellular component: SMN complex. The record is from RefSeq and is a predicted model, not a curated record. Lineage: Eukaryota; Metazoa; Chordata; Actinopteri; Carangiformes; Carangidae. Gene Ontology annotation, biological process: spliceosomal snRNP assembly; rRNA processing.
CGCUUUAUACGAAACUGUUGACAUGCUGCCGCAAACUUGUGAAAACCUCCUGAGAGUGACGGACUUUACCGACUGAACGGAAUUAAUUACCAUAAAUGCGAAGUAGCAGUUGUUUAUUGGACUAUAUUCACUCAGUGGAACAAACUAUUGACCAUGAAUGGGAAAUGAAAACGGGACUAAAAUAAGCUAACGACUUUCCUUUAGCUACAUGCAGCAGCUAAGCUAGGACAUUAAUGAUGGACAAAGAUUCAGCAGUCCUCCAGGGUGCCUUCCUCCUGGCUGAUAAGCUGUGUCUCCCCUCAUCCCUGUGCUCCCUUGAGAAAGCUGACUGGAGUAGGGUGGGUCGUCCAGUCCUGGAGGCAGUCAGAGAAAUCUGUGGACAGGAUAAACUCAGUGGUCAUCUCCACUCUGUGGCUGGCUGCUGGAGAAAGAAAAUUGUUUGUGUUGUGUGGUUGAAGCUGUUGUGCAGACAGGCUGAAGAGGAUGUAGAGACAUCGUGGAGGGAGAACCCUUUCUUCCCUCUCCAGAGUGGCCUCCCUGAGGUCAACCAUGUUGUCCUGCUGGAGCUGGUGAGGUCAAUGGAAGCUGCAGAUGUUUUUGCCAAUUUCCUUCUAUGUCUUCCUCAAUCUCAGAUCUGUGUUGAACUUGAAAGGCUAAUACAGUAUGUGAAAAGCAGCCCUACUAAAGAGGAGGAUGUUCGGCUUUUUCUGGAUGUGUGGUGGGAACUGUGGAAGGGCAGAAGCGAACAGAAAGGAGGAGGAGGAGAGGAAAGCAUAGAGGCGAUGUUUGCCAACCAGUUUGCUCGUCUGUCCUCUAAGUCCUCCAGUGUGUCCCCUCAGGCUGCCAAGAGGUUAAGGCUAGACACAUCAGAUCAACUUGCAUCUUCACCAAGCACUGAUGUCCUGCACAUUCUCCUUCACGCACUUAAAGACAUGAAAGAUCACAUAUCCUCAACAGAUCUCUGUCUCCAAGCCCUCUCCAUUUCCCUUGAUUCUCUUUACACAACCUUACUUAUAGACAAAGAGGUCUCACUUCCAACCAAACAGAAGAUGCACAUGUUGUCUAAAGCCGUCAGCAUCAAAGAAAAGAAUUAUGAGAGACUGAGUCCUGAACUUAUUCAGGAGGCGCAGAGAGACUUACGUGCCUCUCACAAACCGUCUCAGUUUCAACCCACGAAGCUGAAGCUUGGGGAAGCCUUGAAGAUGAUAACAGACCUCACACAGUUCUGGCUGAACAGUGGCCUCCUGAGAGCGUAUGACAGCGCUAAUCUUAGUUACUCUGCGUUUAAACUAGAACAAAGUGUCCAGAGAGUUCUGCCUGAGACGGAUGUUCAAGAGACUGAGAAGAAUAUACUCAGAGAUUUGCUGAAGUCACUGGCUUUCCCCGACACACAGACAACCCCCGAGGUGGAUGCAAAGGUCACUAUGAUCAUCAUAAGUCAUCGCCUGGAAGACUAUCAGAACUUUGCUGUGUUAUUUGCCAGCGAGAGGAGCUGGGCCUCCUGUGACGAGCACUGGCUGGACUGCCUGGAAAAGAACCAGGCGGCCUUCCGGCAGCACAUUACGCUGCUCGACCUCGCCUCCACCCUCAUGACUAAACUCCACAGCGGGAGCUCAGAUGUGAGCCAGUGCAGGAAGCUAAUGAAAGUCACUGCAGACAUUUUCUCAGCACUUUCGUUAGAAGACAAGAACAAAUCGUUGGCUGCCAUGUUGAGAUUGUCCCCCAGGGGUUUUUUUGGGCACCCUGUUCCCUCUUCUGUAACUGAUGGAUUUGAGCAGGAGCUCAACAUGGCAUUCAACUGCAUUAUCCAGGGAGGGGGUGGAGCGACAGCAGCAGUGUCGCAGGGCAAUCUGAACACAGCGGCCUCUUUAGUGGCUCGAGUGGCCUUUCAGAACCCAGAAGCCGCUUUGAGGUCGUGUUGUCACUCAGCUGUUUUCAACAAGGGGGCUUUCUCUCUUAUGGCCCAGAUCCUUCAGCUGCUGCCUGGACUCAGGCGACAGAAGGGAAGAAAAGAUGAAGCUGAACGUCAUGAAAAAGAGAGAAAAGAGGCAAAGGAAAAUAUAGAUGAAGGAAAGGAUGCUUGGAGUGGGAGCAGCCUGCUCUGCAGGUGUCUGCAGGACAUGAUCAAGAACAAAUCAUUGUUGGCCAGUGAAAAGGAGCAGCUCCUCAAGUUCCUGGGUCUCCUGAUGAUGCCAGUCAUAGAAGUGGAGGGAGAAGAAAGGAAGCAGUGUUUUCUGCCUCCUCAGGAGGUCGUGAACAUCUUUGUCCUGCCGAACCUUUCCACGACGACUCACAGUUCCUGUGAUAUAGAACUGAGUGUACAACUUCUCCACACUGCUCUGUGUGUGGAUGUCCAGGAUCCGGCUUCUUCUUCUCACUGGGUGUUGGACUGCUCUCCUUUUCCCCUGCUUUACGUCCUGGCACAGCUGCACAACCAGGCUCUCAGGUUCUGGGAGCAGCCACCAGAGGGCGCUGUCCACCACUGGUCCAUGGACACCAUGGAGCUGCUGGUGUUGGUGCUGGCCACACUGGGGGAGGUGAUGGGUGCAGAGGUGGCAGCGGCCCCCAGCAGCUGGUCCAGAGCUCUUUUCUGGCUCUACAACAAGAUGGAGGAACUGGACUGGACAGUCAGGUUCCACCUGAAGCCCGUGUGGGGGGAGCACUUUAAAAAUGAAGUUCCUUCAUCUCUGCUGGCCGUGUGUGAUUUACCUGAGCAGGACUGGUCCGGUUUGGACCUGCCUCAGUACGGCCAGGGCAGCGGCCUUCUGGCCUGGAUGGAGUGCUGCUCCAUAUCGGACUCCCUGAAGUCCACCAUGUUGUCCUGCCUUUCUCUGGACCAGCGCCGGCCCGACCACGUGGGCAUGUUCAGCAAAGGGCUGCUGGUGGCUCUGACCCAGACUCUCCCCUGGUGCUCCGUCUCCCAGUGGUCCCGGCUGUUGGGAGUCCUGAGGGAGCUCAUCACCUCCGGUCGCCUCCACGUCCCCUUCUCGCUCGAGUACGUGGACUAUCUGCCCCUCCUGGAUCUGAGGAGGUUUUCGUGUGAGCUCCGCCUGUCGGUUCUCCUGCUGCGAGUCCUUCAGCUGCUCUGCGGGUCCAGCUGCUCACACUGGCUGUCAGCGCCGCACGGCUGGGCGCACAUCGGCAGGUUAUACGCCCACGCCGUGAGGGAGAUGAUGAGCUCAGUGAGAGCCAAGCUGCCUCUUCCAUCAUCUGGAGCCUGGACUGUCUCGGCUUCAACGCCUCCUAAAGCACCAACGUCUAGAGACUCAAAUCCUCCCUGCUCUUCAGACAAAGCCUCGAACAUGUCCAGAGACGCAGAAACGUCUGCUGUGAAGUCAGAGGAGUCACAAAUGGAGAAGGAGGUGGAGACAGCUCCCAGCCAGGAAGUCCUGUUUGUUCUCAGCCAGCUUUUCUGCCAUGUUCAGCACAUCCAGGUGAUGAUGCCCAGAGGCCAGUGUGAACCGCUGUUCCUGUCCAGUCUGGAAAUCCUCAGCCACUACGAAGCCAUCAUGGCCGCCUUUCCAGAGAGCAGCAGCCCGCUGGAGAGCGACAACACCCGGCACUUCUUCACCACCAUCACGGACAACCUGGAGAACCAGGAGAUGAAGGUCGUGCUGCAGCAGAAGAUUGCUCAGCUCGUGUCGGCAGACGCGCGUUGAUUUUUUUUUUUUUUUUUUCAAUUGGGGUUAUGAGGGUUCAAACAGUCAAAACUCCGUCUGUAGAUUUCAGAUCAGUGUCACACGCUGUACUCAGCUGAUUCAUGGACUUACUGCAAAAUGACGUGUUUGUAAUCUGAUUCAAUAAAAAGACAACAUUUCACAGCAAACGUGUUUUUGUGCUGCCUCAGUCACAAUCAUUUCUACUCUGAAAUUAAACUGUUCCUGACCAGGACAUGGAGGCUGAGACAAGUAGAGAGUACAUUUACAGUUUAAUUACAAAUUUAUCCAGGGUACACCUGGGGGACAGAAUUACUGUCAAUACAUAAUUCAAUUCUUUUACUUUAUUUUUAUCAUUAUUAUUUUAACAAAGACAAGAGUCACCACAGAUCACAUGAAGACAGGAAAACAAAAGAAAUUGAGUAACAGUGCAGUAUCGAGGUCAGUAGGUCUUUAAUGUCCCUGAUUGUCCUUUAAAAUCACAGAGGACUUUAUGAUCCAGGUGUGACUCAAAUAUAAUAUCCAGUUUUUCCAGUUUUUUUAGUAGCAUGUCUCAGACAGAAACUCGAUGUUCAGCUGUUUUCUGGUUGUACAAAUCUGUCAUAAAUACCUGUCGUGGUUUCUGAGCCCAGUUGGCACAUUUCCUAAAUAAAUAUCAAUAUCAGUCUCUGGACUUUUGGUCUGAAUUUUUUUAACCAGAUGUCUAGAAAGAAGUCCAGUUCAUCCGUGUGUCUAAAUGGUUCUUUUGAAAUGUUUCAUCCACCAAAACAGACUGGAGAGGAACGCUUAUUUGACUUUGUGCUAAAUACUUUUCACUGUAGCGUCACAAUCAGCAUCACAUCAACAAAUAAGACGCUGCUUUAUAAUAGACUUCCAAACAAAGAAAAGCCAUUCCACCUUUGUCCUCAGGCAGUAAUGUUUGAAAUCUAAUCCUCCUCCCCCCCAAAAAUGUUGAAAUCCUUCUUUUCCAUUCAGAGAAUUAGUGGAGAGGUGCUUCAACAGGCACGGACUGAAAAAGAAAAAGCACUCUGGCUGGUACAUUCUUCUUGGCAUUUAUUCGAUUACACAUCCAGUGGCAACAGAAGCCAUCUAACUGUAUUCAUAGGCAGCAGGUAGAGUCUCUUCGCUUUCUUCAGCAGCAGGAUGAACCAGUAUAUCUGCGGGGCCAGGAUCACCAGGUUACCCACGUUGCAGUGCAGGGGCAGAUGGAAGGGCACUCGGUGCAGGGGGAUCCCAAACUGUCGG